Molecule: messenger RNA, 1746 nt
Organism: Chlamydomonas reinhardtii
Lineage: Eukaryota; Viridiplantae; Chlorophyta; Chlorophyceae; Chlamydomonadales; Chlamydomonadaceae
Exons: 4
Coding region: 167-1249 (360 amino acids)
Source: RefSeq, a predicted model, not a curated record
UGAAUUUCUCACGACCGCAUGCGACUUCAGACCUCGCGGUCCAACGCGCUCGUGACGCGAACGGUCGCGCCCUGGCGCGCAUAAGCGACAGCCCGCGCGAAGCCUGCGCUCACAACAAUCCAUUACCAUACUUACAUACGCUGCAAACCAGCAUAUAACAACCAAAAUGGCGACGCUGGGCCUCUCAACGCCGCUGGCCCGCAACACCCGCACGCCAACGCCUGCCGCUGCUGGGCGCUCCGCUCUCUCGCUCUCAGUCGCCGUCGCGCCGCAGCCUCGCCGCACUCAUCGCCGCUGCGUGCGCUUGCUCGCACAACCUGGCAACGCCCCCGGCAGCGCCGGCAGCGGCCCUGGCGAGUCGCCGAUGAGCACAUCGGUCUUCGCGGCGACAUCCCGCCCCGACAUUGCCACCUCUACCACCAACACCUCAAGCACCAACACCAACACCGGCGCAUCGCCGCUCAGCAGCGCCAGCAGCACCACCACCACCACCAGCACCACCAGCAGCACUCGCCCUCGCUCGCGCCGCGAAAUCCUGCAAGAGCUGCUGUCGCGUGCCAAUGCCCCCGGCGCCGUGAAUGUGUACGGCAAGCCAUUCACCAAGUCCGAGCUGACCGCGCUGCAGGUCCUGGUGGAUCACCUCCUCAGCGGCAGCGGCAGUAGCAAGGGCAAGGCGGCGGCGGCUGCAGCCAACGCGGCGGCGGAGGUGGCGGGGGGCCUGAUGAUGUCCAACGCCGCCGCCGGCGCCACCACUUCCGCCGCGCCCUCCGUAACGGCGGUGGCGGCGACGCUGGCGGCGGCGGCGGCGGCGGAUGGUGACGGUGCCGCCGCCGCCGCCAUGGCUGCUUUUACUGAGGACGAGGAGGAUGGCGGCGGCGGCGGUGAUGCGCAGGCAGCUCUGGAGGGCUACCUGAUGCGGCUGCUGACGGAGGCGGCGCUGGCCAGGUCGCUCCCCCUGCCGCGGGUGGAGGGAGCGCUGGUGGCGCUGGAGCUGAUGGCGGCGGGGGAGCGAGGCGUUCCGCACCGACGGCGUCGUCGCCGCCACGCGCAGCCGCCUGGGGGGACUGAUCCUGAUGCUCGAGGUGGGCGCGCGGGAGGCCUGGAGGCAGAGGCAGCAGCAGCAGCAGGCGCGGCUGUAACGGCGGCAGUGGCAGUAGCAGCAGCUGUGACGGCGGCAGUGGCAGUAGCAGUGGUGGCGGCUGUGGGAGAAGCGGCGUCAGUGUCAGGAGAGGAGCAGCGGCGGCAGUAGCAGGCGUCGGUAGUGGUAACAGGUGGCAGUAGCAGCAGCUGGUGGCGGUAGCUGGUGGCGGUAGCUGGUGGCAGUAGCAGUAGCAGCCGUUGACCGCAGGUGUAUAGUAGCAAAACGUUGUGCGUGCACAUGCAUGGCUUAUUACAUGGGAAUGCAGAUUGACAUAGCAGCAGCACGAUCGCAUCACUUGUGCGUCUGGCUGUGGCUGUGUACGGACAUUAUGCGUGGAUUCGAAAGGACUGCAUGAACGAAGCUGGCGGAAUGUGGCGUGGCGGCAGCAUGAGCAGGACUAGCAGGGCAGGUGUGGGUGUGGCUACGGACACAAGUGGGCGUGAAAGGGCUGAAUAAAUUAAGCAGGCAAUGGAAGAACGCGGAAGCGGAGAGCUGGAAAGGCAGGUGUGUUAGUAAAGGGCCUGUGUAGUGUCUGCCUGUGAAUGCGAAAGCUACAAAACAACGGCUGCAAACACGCAACCCUGCAAGUCCGCACCGAGCUCCGC